Molecule: messenger RNA, 1148 nt
Organism: Acanthaster planci (crown-of-thorns starfish)
Lineage: Eukaryota; Metazoa; Echinodermata; Asteroidea; Valvatida; Acanthasteridae
Product: microfibril-associated glycoprotein 4-like
Source: RefSeq, a predicted model, not a curated record
AGUCAUUAGAGGUGGCAACCACUCUUCCCUGAUAUACUGUAAAGUCAUCUUUCAACAUGAAGUUGAUUCAGCAGUUUGCAGUCGCUGCAUUGGUUGUGUUCAGCAUUUUCACCAAGGGGAUGGUUAAUGCACACUCCAUUAUUUCGAGUGGAGCACCACCUGUCUACGAGCAGCAUAUAAUCAUAAACCCACUCGAUGGUCCCUCGUGCUCCGGGAGCGGUUGUAACUGCACUGCGAUCCGAGAAAGUGUUGCCGACACGACUCAUCGGCUGGCUAAGCUAGAAACAACCGUCGCUAACAAGGUAGAUGGCGUGUCUGCGGAGCUGAAUGACGUCAAAUUGCAGCUGGUCAAGAUAACGGAAUCAGUCAUCUGGCUCACUGAGCUCCUUAAAAAUGCAACAGAUAACCCAACUACGCAUGCUCCCACCCCUCGUGCACCUCUUGUUACCCACCCUACACCUCAAGCUAUCCCUACGACGCUCCCCAAUGACUGCUCGCAAGCCUUGGCAAACGGUGUGACCAGCAGUGGUGUGUACACCGUUCAACCUGUGGAUGAUAGCGGUCCAUUCGAUGUGUACUGCGAUAUGGAGACUGACGGUGGUGGGUGGACAGUGUUUCAAAGACGUCAAGACGGCUCUGUUGACUUCUACCGUGACUGGGUGAGCUACCGCCAGGGGUUCGGUGAUCUGAACGGCGAGUUCUGGCUCGGCAAUGACAACCUGCAUCGACUCACCGCUCAGGGCGCGUGCCGACUGCGCGUCGAUUUCGAGGACUUCGAAAACAACACUGCGUAUGCCGAGUAUGACAUGUUUAGUGUUGCUGAUGGGAGUGACAACUACCAGUUGACGGCGGAAGGCUUUUCGGGAACGGCUAGUAAAUUAUUACUAUGAUUUCUAACAAAAUAUGGUGCUAGGAUUAUAGAUCGACAGUGAAAACUGUAGCAGUCAAUUUACUUUGUGUAAAAUGGUUUCCAAAUGUGGCAGUGAACUGUGCGAUCUGUACUGUUCAAGGAAAUGAACUCGUUUUGUAACCUUCAGUGGGUUUGAAAUGUUCAGUAAAACUAACCUUUUGUAUUUUGGACAUGAGUGUUAGGCCCAAUGUCUUUUUUGUUUAUAUUUACCAACGCAGAUUAUCAUUCUGAAUUUUUU